This is a messenger RNA of Prorocentrum cordatum, 4065 nucleotides long. Lineage: Eukaryota; Dinophyceae; Prorocentrales; Prorocentraceae. The record is from the annotation of a GenBank genome assembly.
GACGCGCUCGGGCCGAAGUGCAUCUUCGCCCUCUCGGCCACGCGCUUGAGGCCGAGGCCGGGGGCGAGGUCGGCCGAGCCCAGCAGGGCGAGGCGCAGCAAGGGCGGUGACAGCGCUCAAGUCUCGGCAGCCCGCGGCAUCAGAGGAGCCACGAUAGACUCCGGGGCCCAGAUCACCGCGUUCCCCUGCGACGUGCUGAAGAGCAAAGGCUACGCGCUGGCCAAGUCGAGCAUCUCCAAGCUGCAGUCCAUCGACGGCGCGAAGGCAGCGGACGUGGAGUGGCCCGUGAUGCCCACCGACGCGAUCACGAAGCAGGGCAAGUCGGUCAUCCACCCCCCCCUGGGCGACUGGAUUGCGGCCGGCCCGGUCUCGCCCCCGACGUCGGCCAACGCGAUCAAGCUGAUGAAGGAUCGGGGCACGUGCUACCUGGAGUGCGACGAGAUGCUGGACAACUCCGCCGAGGGCAAGCGCGCGGCACGGAUGGCAAGCAUCGGCGAGCAGCAGGGCGAGGGGCUGUACCUCAGCGCGGCUCGCAAGACCCUGCGCGCGCAGGUGCCAGCAACGGAGCCAGCAACGGAGGACCGACAGCAGCUGCCGACAGCGCUCGGACCAGACCCCAGCGAGAACGUCACCUUGAAAGCGAAGGUGAGCUCAGAGCCCAAGGGUGACGACGAGUACCCAGUCGUGGAGAUGGACUUCUUCUUCGCGGCUACCGACGAGAUCGCGAGGAAGCACCUCAUGGUGAACGGCAUCGUCGUGAAGGUCAUCGACUUCAGGAAGCUGGAGACCAAGGAGCGCGGGGAGCUGCCCGCGAUCCUGAACGUCGUGGAUUGCAGGUCCAACGCCUCGGCCGCGCUCUUCGGCCCCAAGCGGAUCGGCGAAUGCAAGUCACUCUUCGUGGCCAUGCUCGUCGACAGCUGGGGCCGCGCGACGGUGAUUCUGCUCGCGGACGGCGAGAGCGCGAUCGUCGCCCUGGCUGAGCAGGUGAAGAAGCUCAGGUCGCAUUCCACGAUAGUGCGGCAAGGCCCAGCGUACUCCUCGAAGAGCAUGGGGCGCGUUGAGGCCAGCAGCGGAGCGGCGGCGGGGCCACUCCGUACGCUGCGGUUUUCACUUGAGACCAAGCUCGGCUGCAAGCUCGAACUCUCGGAUCCCGUCCUCGCUUUCCUCGCCAACGCGGCGGGCUGGUGCGUCGCGGGGUGCCAGCCGAGGAGCCGCGGAAGAUCUAGCUACAAGUUCCUCUUCGGCCGAGAAUACGAAGGAGAAGUGGCAGAGAUCGGCGAGCAGGCGCGGCGUCGCAUCUCGGCUCGCGUUGCGGCGGGCCAGGGCAAGUUCGAGGCGCGCUUCGCGAAGGGCAUCUGGGUCGGCAAGUCAGAGUUUGGCGACCAGCACUUGGUGGUGGACCUUCAGCGCGGCCUCCUGAAGGUGCGCUCGGUUCGCCGCGUGCCCGAGGAGUUCCGCUGGAACGCCGAGCUCGUGAAGCAGGUCGACGCCACCCCAUGGGCACCUGUGCCUGAGCGCGUGAAGUCGACCAUCAAGCAAUCCAUGUACAUCGCGGAGGCUAUGAAGAACAUGCAUGGACCGACGGGCAGCUGCCCGAACUGCGUCUACGGGCGGGGCCAGCACAGCGAGCAGCGCCGGCAGCGCCUCGAGACCAUCGCGCAGGCGCUGGAGAGAGACCCCGUGCAGGAGACCCUGGAGCCGAACAAGCGGCAGAGGGUCGGAGCACUGGUGCAGGCACCCGAGGUCGUGGUCAUCGCGGGCCUCUCGGUCUGCGAGCUGGCGGUCUGCGAGGAAGACGGCGACCAGGAGGUGGACCCGCUCUGGGGCCCGAUCCCGUCGGGCCUCGAACGGUGUGAGGGCCUCUGCGAGGCGCACGUGGGCUGCUGCGUCUUUCGGCACGACCAUGGCGGGCAGUGCGCGUGCAGGGAGUGCCUCAUCGGCUGCGCCAAUGAGCUCAACCCCGACGACGAGGUGGUUGCGAGCCUGCGCGCGCUGUGGUCAAACCGCGGGGCGUACGAGAUCACCGACUGGAGCGUGGGCCCGAACGCGGCCGAGCCGACGGUGAAGGUCCAGUACGACUAUUACACUGGCGAGCCCCUCGACGAGCUGAAGUACCAGAAGGGCAAGGCAGACGAGCUCCAGGCCAUGUCCGAGCACGGCGUCUACAGCAAGAUCCGCAUCUCGGACUGCGAGCCUGGAGGCAAGCACAUCGGAGGCUACCCCAUUGCGCACGAGAAGGCUGGGGAGGUGCGCCGGCGCUUCGUGGGGGCGGAGGUUGCCCGCCAGCACCGCGAGGACAACCAUCAGGGCACACCCCCACUCGCGAUGGUUCGCGCGAUCCUCAACUUGGCGGCCAGCAAGCACGACAGCGACGGUCAGCACCGAAGGUGCAUCCGCAUCUGGGAUGUCCGCAAGGCGUUCCUCAACAGCGACCUGCGCGAGAAGAUCUACGCCCACCCAGGCAGCCAGCUGUGCGAGCGAGGCUUCUGCUGGGAGCUGCACAAGGCCUUGUACGGGACCCGCUUGGCCAGCCAGCUGCGGGGCGAGAGCGUGAAGGCUACCUCGGACGACGCUAGAGGCCAGGCGCUGAAGGGUGCCCGUGGCAUGUUCUACUUCCCCAACCUCUGCAGCGACGGCAAAGACGCCGCGAUGGGGGUCCACGGCGACGACUUCACUGCGGAGGGCCACGUCGCGACGCUCGACCAGUUGGACGACGUCCUGAGCGUGGAGUACGAGAUUACCUCAUCGCCGCCGCUGGGACCUGGACACCCUGGAGUUGCCCGAUACCUGAAGCGCGUCUACCUCUACGUGAUCCUCAAGUUCGGGUCCAAGGAGGGCGCCGAGGCAGUCGACGCAUCCGGCACCGAGGCGAUUGGAGCACAGCUGCGCAACGCGACGGACCUGAUGCCCACGGCUGAGGCUCGUAAGUCAGCAUCGGCAGGAGGGCUUGCACUAUACCUUGCGGCGGAUCGCCCUGACAUCAUGUUCUCGAGCAAGACCAUCAUGCAGGACGUGAGCGGGCCGAACUACCAGAUGCACGCGAGGCUCAUGAGGUUGGCCCGCUACCUCGAGGGCCACCAGGUGCUGAGUGCCGAUGGAGACGCAGAUUGGGCAGCCCCUACGGCGGCGGCGCGCAAGAGCACCUCGGGAUUCACAAUCAGGUUCGGCAAUCAUACCUGGGACUGCUACUCGGCCAGCCAGGCCACCCAGGCGCUGAGCAGCGGCGAGUCGGAGUUUUACGCCCUCGGCUCGAUCGCGGCCCGAGGUCAGCAGGUGAAGUUCUUCCUGAGCGAGAUCUGGAUAAAGAUCAAGCUGGUGGUGGCCUCGGACAGCACGGCCGCUCGCGGCAUGGCCCAGCGGCACGGAGUGGGCAAGGUGCGCCGCGUGGAGCUGUGCUACCAUUGGGUGCAGGAGCGGCUUCGACUCCAGAUGUUCGAGCUCGUGAAGGAGGACACCCGCAAGAUGCUGGCUGAUAUACGGACGAAGUACGUGGGCAAGGAUAGCAUGGCCAAGCACCUGCGCGAGCUGAACCUGAGGAUGACGGGCGCGGCCAUGGUCCUCUCGACGCUCCUGGCGAUUCCGAGCGCGGCGGCGACGUCGGAACAGUGCAGGAUGGACGAUGAGGGCGAGAAGCUCGGAACGCGGCAGUCGGGGGGAUUUCCCUGGCUGCUGGUGAGCUUGAUCUUCGUGCUGUACCUCGUUGCCUACCUCGCCGGCUGGCGCGCGGGCAGGAGGCUCGAGGAGGACUCGGAGCCCAGCCAGGAGCCGCCAGAGGAGCGGAUCGCCUGGAGGAGCUCGGAUUACAUCAACGAGCAGAAGUACACGACGCGCGAGCAGAGCGUGCGGCUUAAGGUGGGCUACGCCAGGAAGGAGGAGCUCGUCGAGACGGCCAGCGCGACCAGCCCGAUGGAGAUGCAGGUGGUGACCCAGCUGACCAACGAGCUGAAGGACCGCGGGGUCGUCGUGAAGUGGCAAGUUCGCAUGCUGGCGAGCGGGCGCAGGAUCAGCGAGAUGCUGGCCACCACCGCGGAGGUGCUGAACCGCCUGCAGGAGCGCUUUGGCUGA